AAAAAAAAAGAAAAAACAAAAAAGCAACUAUGUCCUCGAUUGUAACAAUAUAAUUUAUUACCAUCUUAUAAAAAGUAAACAAUAUUGAUUAAGUAUAAUAUUUUUUAAAAAUGGAUAAACAAGCAGAAAGAUUAUAUGAUAUUGUUAAAAGUGGUACUAUGAUAAAAAGAGCGCAAAAUAAAAAACGUUAUACACCUGUUAAUUAUAAACAAAGAUGGUUUGAAUUAACUAAAAAAUCUUUAUCAUAUUAUGAUAAUGAAAAUAUUGAGAGACGCCGGGAACGUGGUCGUAUUCCAAUAAAAGGAGUUCGCCUAGUCGAAAAUGCUGAAUUAAAUGGAGAUUGUGGUGAUCCUUUUGCACCAGAGGGUUUUUCAUUUCAAGUAGGUUAUUGUGAAUUAGAUGAUAAAUUAUCUGGAAGAACAAUUCCUCAAUAUACACUAUAUUUAGUAUCGGAAAGUGAAAAAGAACGUUUUGAAUGGAUUAGAGCUAUUAGACAAGUUUGUGAAGAAACAAAUACACAAAAAUCAUUUAGAUUUCAUAUUGGAUUAUGGAAUGGUAAAAAGUGGUCUUGUUGUCGAAGUAUAAAUCGAGCGACAUUUGGUUGUCAAGCAGCAACACAUUGGCGUGAAACAAACAACAAUCCAAGUACCGAAAGUUCUCCUGCACAAAAUUCAACACGUAGUAUAAGUCCAAAUAAUUCAACAUCAAAUUCGAGCCCAUUUGGUUUACAUCAUAAUAAUUCAUCCGGUUCUGGUAGUUUAGGUAGUUCAACACCCACAUCAGCCCAUCCACAGUCAUCGGUUUCAACAUUUAAAACCAGCACAAUUGCAAACGGAAACAGUGUAAUAAAUUGUGAUACCACAAUGCCAGGUGGUAUCCCAACACCAGGCACUCCAAAUUCUAAAGCGAAAGACAAUUCUCAUUUUGUAAAAAUUGUUGUAGCACUAUAUCCAUUUAAGGCUAUAGAAGGAGGAGAUCUUUCCUUAGAAAAGAAUGCCGAAUAUGAAGUCAUUGAUGACUCUCAAGAGCAUUGGUGGAAAGUCAAAGAUCAGCAUGGAAAUAUUGGAUAUAUUCCAAGUAAUUAUGUUAAACCAAAAGCCCUUCUUGGACUUGAAAGAUACGAAUGGUAUGUUGGAGAUAUGUCAAGACAACGUGCUGAAUCAUUACUUAAACAAGGUGACAAAGAAGGAUGUUUUGUAGUUAGAAAAUCUUCCACAAAAGGUUUAUACACAUUGUCAUUGCAUACCAAAGUUCCACAAUCUCAUGUUAAACAUUAUCAUAUUAAACAAAAUGCUCGGGGUGAAUAUUAUUUAUCUGAAAAGCAUUGUUGUGAAACAAUUCCUGAUUUGAUUAAUUAUCAUCGUCAUAAUUCUGGUGGAUUAGCAUGUCGAUUAAAAUCUUCACCUUGUGAUAGACCAGUACCACCGACAGCUGGAUUGUCACAUGAUAAAUGGGAAAUACAUCCAAUGGAAUUAAUGCUUUUAGAAGAGCUUGGAUCUGGUCAAUUUGGUGUUGUACGUCGUGGAAAAUGGCGAGGUUCUAUUGAUACAGCAGUUAAAAUGAUGAAAGAGGGUACCAUGUCUGAAGAUGAUUUUAUUGAAGAAGCAAAAGUCAUGACAAAAUUACAACAUCAAAAUUUAGUUCAACUUUAUGGUGUCUGUUCUAAACAUCGACCUAUUUAUAUUGUUACUGAAUAUAUGAAACAUGGUUCAUUAUUAAAUUAUUUGAGACGUCAUGAAACAUCUUUAAUUGGUAAUAUGGGACUUUUAUUGGAUAUGUGUAUUCAAGUUAGUAAAGGAAUGGCAUAUUUAGAACGACAUAAUUAUAUACAUCGUGAUUUAGCAGCAAGAAAUUGUUUAGUUGGAUCAGAAAAUGUUGUAAAAGUUGCUGAUUUUGGUUUAGCACGAUAUGUAUUAGAUGAUCAAUAUACUAGUUCUGGUGGUACUAAAUUUCCUAUAAAAUGGGCUCCACCAGAAGUACUAAAUUAUACAAGAUUUUCAUCUAAAAGUGAUGUAUGGGCAUAUGGAGUGUUAAUGUGGGAAGUAUUUACUUGCGGUAAAAUGCCUUAUGGCCGUCUAAAAAAUACAGAGGUUGUUGAACGUGUACAACGUGGAAUAAUAUUAGAAAAACCAAAGUCCUGUGCCAAGGAAAUUUAUGAUGUAAUGAGAAAAUGUUGGUAUCACAGUCCAGAAGAACGUCCCUCAUUCCGUCUUCUUAAGGAACAGUUAGCAUUAAUAGCCCAAACUUUAACGGAUUAAAUUUUUUUUUAUAUGAUAUAACUUUUAAAAUACUUUAGAAAUUGUACAGCAAGAUUGGAAUCCCUAUCCAAACCAUAGUCCUCGAAAGUAGCUGGGCACAAUGUAAACACUGUGAGAUAUUUCGGUUGUAUUUCAAUUUGCCUUACAUCCUCAAUGUAUAUUUCACCGAAAUCUACGGUAUCAGAACCCUUUAAUGUUAA
Condylostylus longicornis is the source of this 2458-nucleotide messenger RNA. RefSeq names its product tyrosine-protein kinase Btk29A (gene Btk29A). The transcript is spliced from 14 exons. Gene Ontology annotation, biological process: intracellular signal transduction; peptidyl-tyrosine autophosphorylation. The record is from RefSeq and is a predicted model, not a curated record. Bases 111 to 2258 code for a protein of 715 amino acids. Gene Ontology annotation, molecular function: ATP binding; non-membrane spanning protein tyrosine kinase activity; protein binding. Lineage: Eukaryota; Metazoa; Arthropoda; Insecta; Diptera; Dolichopodidae.